Molecule: messenger RNA, 2688 nt
Organism: Linum tenue
Lineage: Eukaryota; Viridiplantae; Streptophyta; Magnoliopsida; Malpighiales; Linaceae
Source: the annotation of a GenBank genome assembly
CGUAAAUCAGUUCUCUCAUUGGAAACGUACAGACCCAUAGUUCAAUCUUUCGCUCGCCAAUUCGUCCUUUCUUCGCCUCGUACGAUCGAUCGCCUUCCGUCUCCGUCCAGUUCGCCUAUCGCCCGUUAGCUCGUUGCUAGUCGGAGCUCAGAUCUGCCGCCCCUGACCGCCGGGCGAAGCCGCCAGUCACUUGCCAACUGCAACUUCAGUAUGUACAACAAUGUCGGAACCCAGCCUGGCGUGCCUGGAAUGCCAAUUGGUCAAAUACCUCCAGGAAAUGUUCAAGCUAAUCCAUUCGGUAAUGCAUUUUAUGGAGCUGGUUCUGGCCUGAUAAGAGGUGGUCUUGGUGCUUAUGGAGAGAAAAUAUUUGGAUCAAGCUCUGAAUAUGUCCAAAGCAAUAUUACUCGGUACUUCUCUGAUCCUCAAUACUAUUUUCAAGUGAAUGACCAGUAUGUGAGGAACAAAUUGAAAGUUGUUCUAUUCCCAUUCUUGCACAGAGGACACUGGACGCGGAUAACUGAGCCAGUUGGAGGCCGCUUAUCGUACAAACCUCCUCUUUAUGAUAUAAAUGCACCUGAUUUGUACAUUCCCUUCAUGGCUUUUGGCACCUAUGUUAUUCUUGCUGGCAUGUCACUGGGACUCUAUGGAAAAUUCAGCCCAGAAAACCUCAACUGGCUGUUCGUCAAGGGUCUACUCGGGUGGUUCAUGCAGGUCGCCCUGCUGAAAAUGGCUCUACUCUCGUUAGGCGGCGGAGAAGCUCCCUUAUUAGACAUCGUCGCGUAUGCAGGCUACAUGUUCACCGGCCUUUGCCUCGCUGUCCUCAGCAAGAUCUUGCUCAGUUAUUCGUACUACUUUGUGCUGCCGUGGGCGUGUCUCUGCAUGGGGGUCUUUCUGGUCAAGACAAUGAAGCGCGUCCUCUUCGCCGAGGCUAGGAGUUACGACUCGAGCAGGCAUCACUAUCUCUUGCUCUUCAUUGCUUUGGCUCAAUUCCCACUUUUCAUGUGGCUUGGCAACAUCACUGUUAAUUGGCUUCUCUGAACACCAAAAAUAACUGCAUUGUAGUACUCUAGGGCAAGGAAUGAGUUUUUGUUGUACUUAGAAAACAACAGUUUAUGAUUGUGUGUUUAUAGAAGGUUCUGAAGAUGUUUGAGAUGAAUUUGCAGCACUCUGUUUUAGUUUUUCCUGGAUCAUAUAGCUCUUAAGGGAUUGCUUGGGUGUCGAAAUGUGGUUCAAACAAACGGAAGAGAGAAUUUCGCAGCCAAAUUCAUUACAUCCAAACGAGGUCUACAUAUCUUAUGAUUUUACUAGGGAGCUUAUACAUGUUAUUAAGAAUUCUGCAGUUCUAAAUUCCCGCCGGCGGGGAAAGCCUCACCAGCGCCGCCUCUGCGCGGCGCAAACAGCAUGCGGCCGCUGGCCACCGCGACAGAGUCGAACGGUGGUCGAGCAUCUUAAGCAGUUGUUCGCCAGGCUCCCUCUAAUCCCGUCCUCCCCGCCGGCAGCCAACUGCGGCGGCAGGUUCCCCUGCAGAAAGUUAUCAUUCAAGUACAGAUACUUCCACGGCCGCCCCAAUUUGGCCCCGUACUCCAUCGGAAUCGAACCCGACAGGUAAUUAUGCGACAGAUCGAGCGAUGUCAGGUUCUCGAGGCCGGCCAAAGACCCUGGCAAAUGGCCGCGGAGCUGGUUGUCGUUAGCAUCCAGCGACUGCAAAUGCGUCUCGAUCCCGGGGAAAUCGAUCGGAUCCAUCGCCGUGAAAUGGUUUCUCGAGACAUUGAGCCGGACCAGCGACGACAGGGUCAGGACCUGCCUGAGGACCCGGCCCGACAUCCUGUUGUCGCUGACGUCAAGCACCAGAAGCUUCUGCAAGUGCUUGACCGGCGAGAUGUGGCCGGAGAACACAUUGUGGCUCAUCAGCAGGGUCUUCAGGUUCAACGGCAGCCUGGGGAUGUUCCCGUACAGAUUGUUCGAGCUGACGUCGAGCGCGCUGAGCUGCCACAGCCCGGACAUGUCGGGGAGCCUGCCGGAGAGCGCAUUGUUGGAGAGAAUCAGCCGGUUCAAGCUCCUCAGCACGGCGAUUUUCGCCGGGACAUUGCCGGAAAAAUGGUUGUACGAGAGAUCAGCUUCCUGAAGUAACUUGAGCUUCGUGAUGCCGUCGGGGAUCUGCCCGGUGAAGAGAUUCUCCGAAAUUAGGAGCUUCGUGAGCUGCCGGAGGUUGACGAUGCUCUCCGGCAGCGGCCCGCGGAAUUUGUUCCUCGUCAGGUCGAUGGUGACGAGCUCCGUCAGGUUCCCGAUCAGCGGGCUCAGGAACCCGUCGUACCCUGCAUCGUCGAGGCCGAUCGCGAUCACCCGGCUGCUCGAAUUGUCGAGCGGGAAGGAGCAGAGGACGCCGAGAAACGAGCCGGAGCUGUCGCAGGGGUCGACGUUGAAGUCCCAGCUGUAGAGGAAUGAUGUCGGGGUGAUGGUUACCGGGUCGACCGAUUCCUUGAGGGCUCGGAGGGCUUGGACGUCGGUGACUCCGGUUAGCGGUUCGACCGGGUUCGGGGCGAAAGCCAGGGCCAAGAGUAGGAGGAGGAGAACAAAGUGAUGACCUCUUCUGACCAUUUUGUGAGCUAUAGACAAGAGUAACGAGUGGCGUCUCUCUGUGAUUUCUGUUGAGUUUGUUUAUAUUUCAGGGUUUGUUUGUUUCCUGCC